Boeremia exigua is the source of this 2897-nucleotide messenger RNA. RefSeq lists its product as uncharacterized. The record is from RefSeq and is a predicted model, not a curated record. The transcript has a single exon. Bases 182 to 2737 code for a protein of 851 amino acids. Lineage: Eukaryota; Fungi; Ascomycota; Dothideomycetes; Pleosporales; Didymellaceae.
CGAUAGAUUCUCCAGUAACGGAUUCUGGGCAAGUGACCAUCUCUGAAGAUUUGCUAAAGCUAGGUCAAUUGAUUGACUCGCUUUGUGGCUCCUUGACGGGUGGCAGUUUCCUGGGAACUUCAGUAUCACCGAUUCAACUCCAACCACCACGCCCCCCCUGACGCUACGCCGGUCUUUGAAGAUGGACACAUACCUCCUGGACGACCAGGGUCACAGGUGCGAAAGUUCUCGGCGAACAGCUGUGAUGCUGGAGGAUUGUGUUGCUGGGCCUCGGGAAAUGGGGAAUGGGAUGGAGCAGGGACGGACUGGUGUCGAUAAAGACAGGGAGAAGAUCGAAGAAGGCAUCACGACUUAUGGUCUCGACAAGUUCGAUGAUGAGAAUGCAAUCGGGUCGGAACCUGUACCCGAAGAGCCCAAGACGCCCAACCAUCUGCACACAGAGACACGUUCCUCACCUCAACCUUCCACCAAGACUAGUCUGAUCCCCACCGUCAAUAUUGAGACCCUAAGCCAGCAAACAGACACUCUCGUCUCGUGGCUCGGCUCCGGCAAGCAGACUCUCGAUGCCGUCCGCGCUCUUGGCGUGAGUCUGGUGCACGACAUGAAUGCCUACGCCGACGGCGCGGUCGAGCAUAGCGAGAGCGAUAAUGAGCGCGAUUCACUCGCCAAUAUGGGGAAGAAUAUGGUUCGAGUGACCGGGCUGCUUGAUUUGUGGCACGAUACACCGGAUGAGUUGAGGGAGCUGCUGGGGCCGUAUCUGGACCAGGCGUUUCUGAGGCUCUGUCUUGCCCAUGAAUCUCACGAUGAGAAUGGUAGUGCACCGUGCAACAAGCACUGUAAUCUACUCCACGAGGAGAGUCUUCUCAGCAAAGCCAACGUCGCAGCCACCGCCCCCGUCACCCGCGACCUCGCCCCACGCGCUCCACCCCCCCUCGCUGCCCUCGAAAUUCUAGCCCAUCAAAUUCUCUUCCUUCUCUCAGCGCUCACUCACAGUCCUGGCAGCAUAGAAGCCAACUAUGCUGUCCUCUGCACUACAGUGUGCAUGCUCGAGGCCUACAAGCGUCCCGUGCUGUCGAUCACAGACUACGAGCACCGCCUUGUGCUUGGUAUCUCGGAGAAUAUCGAGGGCGCACUGGCGGUGUAUGGGAAGUUGGGGCUGCCGGAGACGUAUGCGUUUAGUGUGGGGAUGAGCCGGUUGGCGGAGGCUUUUGGGGGGCUAUUGGAUGGGAUGUUUGAGGGGGCGAGGAGGGAGAGGAGCUGUUCUGGGGUUGAUGAGAUGGGGUGUGGUGAAAAAAAUUCGGCAACGGAGAUGACCUUGGCCACUGACCAGUCUGUUCCAAAGCCACACGAGUAUUUGGAUGACACAGCAGACGUCCGGACGGAAGCACGCGGCGGAGCACAACGUCCGCCGAAGUGCACUGCAAGCUGCGACAAUUGUAUGCUCAAAGACGACAUCUUGGAACCCACAGUGACAGAGUGUGGCGUUCCAUUUAAGAGCAUCGGAGAGACAAUCUCUCCACAAGUGCAGCUUAGCACGAUACCCGUGCUAAGAGGUGGAGGAUGUGACACCUCGAGCGAUUACGAGCACAGGCGCAGCAGCUUCGCAGAAAACUUUGAGCGUCUCUACGACGACCUCCUCCGACAGAGUGUAGAAACAGGUGGUGACACCGCGCCGCCCCCAUGUACAGAGGCUUGGAUGCAACUCGCCGGCCUAUUGCAGAUGCGGAAUAGCUACCUCGAGCACCAAGUCAGAGAGGUGCGGGAUACGAAUGAUAGUCUUGCCGAAGAUGUGGCUUGGCUUGUGGAUGUACAGGCGAGGCUCGAGGAAGAGCUCAGGGAAGUGCAGUCUGAUCGGAUCGCUGCGUGGACUGAGGCGAGGAAUCUCCAAGCCCAGUUGCCCAGUUCGCAGAAACACGAUGCAGCAAUGGAGUCUGGAGCGAGUGACGGGGAGUCAACCUACACUGAUAUGACGAUGUCUGGUUCUAGCGAGCUAUCAGCAUGCUGCAACAUAGACGCCGGCACAAAGAUAAGUCACAGCUCACAUCAACGCAGCUCACCUACCCACAGAACCCCAGCCCAAGACAACUUCGACUCACCCCAAGCGCCCAGAACCUCUCUACCACCUCCAACCAUCCAAGCGCACGCCUUCUACUUCUUCCCCCGCACCUCUCUCAUCCUCCUCACAACCCCCCAGAGCACAACAACCUACCACUUCCCCCCCGGCACCAUGCUCCCCCAGAUACACCAAAGCCUCAUCUCCCAGUUUCACGACGCUGUAAAGCACGACCCCGUCUUCCAGAUCAUGCACAUCCUCGACGUCCGCGAGUACCUCGGCAUCCAGACCCCGGACCCCGUGAAUGACGAGCUGAUUCGCAUCGAUCUACCAGACCUCGCCUGCCCUGAUAACGGUGGUGGAGCGCCGAUGGCCGCGUGGGAGGUGCCUGAUUUCGAGGUGCCUGAGCACCCGGACGGGUGUUGGCAAGCCUGGAACGAUGUUCAGCCUCGCUGCCGUGCGCGUCUGAACGCGGAUAGCGGGCAAACGUCGUGCGUGGAUGCUGACGAGCUGUUUCGCGGUUGGUCGUGGAGUGGUGCGGGAAGUGCGGCGUGCAGUUCUGGUGAUCAGAGUCCGUGUACUAGGCGUGUCUGCCGUGUUGAGUGCGGUGGUGCUUGUGCGCGGGAGUCGAGAUGCGGUCACGUUCAGUACCCAGGGCUGUGUUCGCCGCUGUGCACUGAGUAGCUUUGGUAGUACGUUUGGUCACGGCUUGUCGAAGUGGCAAAGGAUGUAUCUGGACCUGCGAUUUUCUUGAUAGACUAGAUACUUUCUUUGCUUUCUUUUAGUCCUUACUUGUUGCUGAGGGACUCGCUGCUAGGCACCCGGUAGGACGUGGGCUGAACCU